AUGGGGAGGCCGCCGUGCUGCGACAAGUUGGGCGUGAAGAAGGGUCCGUGGACGCCGGAGGAGGACAUCAUCCUGGUCUCCUACAUCCAGGAGCACGGCCCCGGCAACUGGCGGUCUGUGCCGGUGAGCACCGGCCUCAUGCGCUGCAGCAAGAGCUGCCGCCUCCGCUGGACCAACUACCUCCGCACCGGCAUCAAGCGCGGCAACUUCACAAGCCACGAGGAAGGCGUCAUCGUCCACCUCCAGUCACUCCUCGGCAACAGUAGAUGGGCGGCGAUCGCGUCGUACCUGCCGCGGAGGACGGACAACGACAUCAAGAACUACUGGAACACGCACCUCAAGAAGAAGCUCAGGAAGCAGCAAGCCAUGGGAGCCACUUUCGCGCCGCCGGCGUCCUCCUCCCCCGGCACAGCAGGCGACAACUUCGACCACCACAACCACCACGACAUGGUCUCCAGGGCCGACGGCUACGGGGCCGGCCAGGCGUACAUGAACAAGGAGGUCUCGCAGCUGAUCGCCGGGCGUGGUCACUCGCCGUUCGCCGACGCUGCCCCCGAGGCCUGCUCCUCGUCGUCCUACGCUUCGAGCGUGGACAACAUAUCCAAGCUGCUCGGCGGCUUCAUGAAGAGCUCCCCGCCGCCGCCGCCGCCGCCGCCGCACAACAACUACGACGCCGACGACGUCAAGCCUCUGCUGCCCUUGGACAGUAUGUCCGGCACCGGCAGCGCCGAGCUGAGCUUCACCGCCAGCGUGCAGCAGCCGGCGUUGAUGGGGGGACGCGUCGGGUACGAGUACGACGACGAGACCAAGCAGAAGCAGCAGCAUCAGGCGCCACUGUCCUCGAUCGAGAAGUGGUUGUUCGAUGAGGCCGCGGACCUGGAGCUGUCCGAUGAGUGCUACUCCGUUCCAAUGCUGUUCUAG
This is a messenger RNA of Triticum turgidum subsp. durum (durum wheat), 921 nucleotides long. NCBI's taxonomy places the organism in Eukaryota, Viridiplantae, Streptophyta, Magnoliopsida, Poales, Poaceae. The record is from the annotation of a GenBank genome assembly.